Messenger RNA from Metarhizium brunneum ARSEF 3297, 2580 nucleotides. RefSeq lists its product as uncharacterized. Gene Ontology annotation, molecular function: lipase activity. The record is from RefSeq and is a predicted model, not a curated record. NCBI's taxonomy places the organism in Eukaryota, Fungi, Ascomycota, Sordariomycetes, Hypocreales, Clavicipitaceae.
AUGAACAGACUGAACACGACCUCGGUCACGUUGGCCGUCACUCCGACAGUGGUUUCCACGCUGUUCUCUCAUUAUCUUAACCGGAAGCCACUGAAGCAAAGACCGACGGCGCAUUUAUCAUACGAUGAGGGUCUUCAUCUGAUGCGAUCGUUCUUGGAGUUUGCUUCACACCACACCGUAGAAGAGCUGCAAGCCUUCACCUCCCAAUGGGUUCCUCACCCCCAAUGGAUCAGGGUAGACGCCGUUGAAAUAUCAGAUGAAUUUCUGUCCCGAUCAGCGGAAUUAAUUCAAGCCCAACUGGGACCAGACGGCAUCGCCCAGGUCGGCGGUAAACAAUGGUGGCAAUGGAGGAAGCCAAAGUCGACCUUUGAGGCGGAAUGGAUUGAGAUGCGCUCUCAUUACAAUGCAAGAAAGGCAAUUGAUGACCCUGGAAGGCGAGUUAUGUUAUUUGUUCAUGGGGGCGCUUUCUACUUUGGAAGCGUCGAUGAGCACCGAUACCAGUUGCAGCGCCAUGCACGUAAAUUGAAAGCCAGAGUCUUUGCUCCGAGGUAUCGCCUUGCACCACAGUUUCCGUUUCCAUGUGGACUGCAAGACUGUUUAGCAGCAUAUUUGUAUUUGAUUUCAGUCCAAGACUCGAGCACGAUACUGUUGGCGGGCGAUUCUGCCGGUGGAGGGAUGGUACUGUCCAUGCUUUGCGUCUUGCGAGACCGGGGUAUUCCUCUUCCUGCUGGCGGUAUUCUCAUCAGUCCAUGGGCUGAUCUCACGCACUCAUUCCUGAGUGCUGCUGCCGAUGCUCCAUUUGAUUACAUCCCGCCGUCUGGUUUCCAUCACAAACCUUCUCGAGCUUGGCCUCCUCCAAAUGAUGACGACAUUGCCAUACUGCGAGGGGAAGCAGUCAAGCGAGCGAACAAAACGGUAGCCAGCAACAGUACAAGAGUAUCUUCUGCUAGGGCGAGUAGUUCAAAACCUACCAAUAGCGAAUCCGCAAAUACAGACAGCACGAGGGAUUCUGCGGCGAGUGCGACCCGGCCGACCAAGUCUUUGACUGUGAGUAUGGAUGGUAAAUCAGUAACUAUCAAAGACCAAAUUCAGAUAUACACGACAAAUGCCCUCAUGGACCAUCCUCUUGUCAGCCCUAUCAUGCAAACGACUUUAGGUGGACUGCCCCCGUUGUUAAUCAUGGUUGGAGGUGGCGAGAUUCUCCGCGACGAACAAGUCUAUCUGGCCCACAAAUGUGCUAAUCCCAGGAAAUAUACACGACCAGUUGAAACCCUUUCGGAAGAGGAAAUUGAGCUACUGGAAAAGUACAAGCCCACAUAUGUUCAACUGCAGGUAUGGGACGACUUGUGCCACGCUGCUCCCAUACUCAGUUUCACGAGGCCCGCCAAGUUCAUGUAUAGGUCUAUUGCUCAAUUUGGUGCUUGGGCUUUGGCUAGGGCUCAGAAAAGAGGCAUCGACAUUCUGGACGAUGAUGAUAUCUCAGUCAUUUCCAAGUCAGGUUCCGAUACAGAUGUUGCACAGAAUGCUCAGCACAGGGAAGGGGAAGAGCGACAAGCUGAACGACAAGAGCCUGGACAAGUUGGCAAAGCUGGCGACCCCUUGCCGCACUUUAUAAACCACAUGGUUCGACAACGAGUCACGCGCCACGGUGCAAUUCUUCCAUUGGCUGCGGAGUCAGAACUUCCUGGCUGUUGUAUGAAUGCUUCUAACAUCGGUGUAGCCACGGAGGGCACCGUGAAACGGUGGCAAGAGACCAGAGGACAAUGGGACAGCCGUUAUAUGUCAUCGAAAAUGAAAGUGCACAAGAAGAUUAUCAAGGACAUGGCGACAGGAUUCCAAGACUUUGGAGCGGGGGAGAACCCCCCACCCACAGCCCUCGCCGGCAGACGGUUAAUCGAAUCAGACACUAUCGAGAAGAAGAAAACCAGGAGCAUGGGCCUAGCGCUUUGGUCAUUUUGGGGAUCCAAGCAUGACGAACUCACCGUUGAGCGCGAAAAGGAAGCUGAUAAGACACCCGAAUCCCAGGACGUGGACGUUGAUGAGGGACGAGGGGCAAGGCCUUAUCAAGACAUUGAAUCCCAACAACUCGAAUCUUCAAGACUGGAUAUUGCAACCAGAAUUAGGUCUCGUCGCAGAACUGUCAUCGAUGAGCAUCAAACAGAGUAUUCUGGUGUGGACGAGAAUACACCUGUGGCACAGUUAAUUGAGCAACGCAAGGAGCAAGAAGCUACUCAUCCCGGACGACUGAGUCCCGACUACGCCCCUGAAACUGGAGUGGCAGGAAAGCGUCCGUAUAUAGACGGCAUUGCACUGCCGUUUAGCCUUAAGAAGGAUGCUGAAACAGCAAGCAUGGUAACAUUGACCUCAGCAAUGACACCUGCAGGAGAGGGGUCUCGUCCUAUGAGUCCACAGGAAUCUUUCGUGAAUUUAUCUGGUCCUCCAGAGUCGGAGGAUCAGGCGAGAGCCGAGCAGAUGCUAGCAGCCAGAACCACUGGGCCAGCCAUUGAGAACUCUGAAAGGGAUCAAGUUCCUCAGGUCAGGGAGCCAGAGCAGAGUAAGGAAGCAGAUGCUUCCAAGUAA